This is a messenger RNA of Clunio marinus, 3956 nucleotides long. NCBI's taxonomy places the organism in Eukaryota, Metazoa, Arthropoda, Insecta, Diptera, Chironomidae. The record is from the annotation of a GenBank genome assembly.
AUGAGCGAAGAUGAAUCUAUGGAAGACUCUAUUGUUGAAGAGGAAGAAGAAGAAGAAGAAGAGGAAGACGAUAGUAGUUCAGAAUCAUUCGAUGAAGAGUUAAAGUUGACAAAAAACUUUGUCGAUGCUUUGGCAAGAAUUGAAUUAAACAAAAGCAAUUAUGAUGAUUAUGUGCUAUUGGUAGAUAUUGCACACGAUUUAACAGAUUUAGAUAAAAUUCGACAAAGUAUUGAAUUAUUUUCCCAAGCAUUUCCACUUUCUCCUGAGAUUUGGUUAAGGUAUUUGAAAGUAGAAGCCGCAGUCGCUCAAAGUGAAGAGGAAAUCGAUGAAUUGCAAAAUUUAUUUGAACGAGCUCUAAACGAUUAUUACAGUGUCGAUGUUGCAUUGGAAUAUGCAAUUCUGGCUUCUCGAUGUAAUAAUACGAAAGCUCGAGAAAUCUGGGAACAACUUUUACCAGCAUACGGAUAUGAAUAUUCAAAAGGACGUUUAAUGUGGGCAGCAUGGCGAGAUGAUUAUAUACGACGAGAGCCUGAUUCACCGGAAAAACUGAAAAAAAUAAUAAAGCGAUUCAAAGAAGAACUUUUGUUGCCGCUCAAUCAGAUCCAAUUGUCAUACAAUGAAUUUCGAGAAUUCAUAGAAAAGUGUCAAAGUAUGUUACCAAACUUUGACCGUGAUUCAAUCGACAGUGAAUUUAAAACUACAAAAACCAUCCUUCAAAAAGUUAUGCCAUUUGAACAAAAGCUGUCGCACUUGGAAGCCAAAUCGCAUCAAGAACGUGUCGACAUUUUCAAAACCUAUAUUAAUGAAUGUGCUGAAGAAUUAGAGGAAGAAUAUGUUCAAGUACUCUAUGAACGAAUGAUAACAGCAUGUUGUUUAAAUGAGUCUGUUUGGAAGGAAUAUCUAAGCUACAUUCAAAAUCGAUCGAAAGACUGGACUCCAAUGGAUUCAAAUAAAUCAAAAAUUUUCCGUCAAUCUGAUAUGGAUAUCGUGACGAGAGGCUUGCGUAACUGCAGUUGGAGUGCUGAUCUCUACAUUGAAAAAAUGCGUAUUUUUGAGCAGAAUAAAAAAUCGAGACAAGACAUUCAAAGUAUCCUUGAAACAGCAUGUGCGAUUCAAUAUAACAAUGCUGAACCGGUAGUGAAAGUUUGGCUUGAAUAUUUAUCAUAUCUUGUUCGUGUCACCAACUUCCAAGACAAUGAUGAGAAAGAAGUUCUUAGAAAGAAUUUCAAUCUGGCAUGGAACACUUUGGGAUGGCAGUAUGGAAAUUUAGCUGACUGUGAAUGUGAAAUUCUCAAGUUUUGGGGUCGCGUGGAGUACGAAAAAUUUGAGGAUGGAAAUCAAGGAAAGCAAUUAUGGAACACCGUGAUGGAAAGUAAUGAUAACUACACGAAGACUGGAUUAUGGCUUGAAUUUGUAGCAAUGGAACAGAAAUUCCGAGGCACAGAAGGCGCUCGACUCAUUUACAAGAGAGCUUCAAAAGUUCCAGACUUAAACGACAUGUCAACAUUGAUUUACAGUUGGAUUAGAUUCGAAAGGUGUUUUGGAUCACUCAGUCACAUUCGCUUUUGUCAAGAGACUUGUGAGAAGAUGCUUCGUCAAAAUCGAAAGAAACAUCAAAGUGGUAAACGUAAAGUGGAAGCAAAGAAGGAUGGAAAAAGAAAGGCUGAAGAUGAUAGUCAACAUCAGAACAAGAAGAUGAAAGAGGCCACAUCAGUUAGCAAAGAAGAGUUCAAGAAAAUGUCGAUUUCAAAACCUAAAGAAUCGAAUGAAAAUGGCGACAUUGAUUUGUCGAAAGACAAUGUUCGAGUGUUUUUCAGUAAUUUGGAUUAUAAUGUGACUACUGAUGACCUCAAGGAAGCCUUCCCAGAAAUCACAAUUAUUAGUUUCAAUGUCAUAACAACUGGAAAAGGAAAAAGUCGUGGCUUUGGCUACGCGGAACUUUCCUCCGAAGAAGAUGUUAAAAAAGCAUUGUCAAUGGAUCGUCGAAUGCUUGCUGGUCGCCCUGUUUUUAUUUCAAGAUGUGAACGAGAUAAAACAAGUCGUGAAUCAGGAUUUAAGUAUUCAAGCACAUUAGAACCGAACAAAGUUUUUGUUAAAGGAAUUUCGUUUGAAGCAUCAAAUGAAGAUCUGAAAAAACUCUUUGGAGAAUUUGGAACAAUUAAAGAUGUCCGCAUAGUAACUAAUAAAGCUGGAAAGUCAAAAGGUAUAGCUUACAUAGUGUACGAUAAUGAUAAAUCUGCAUCAACAGCAGUCAUGAAGCUAGAUCAAAAGGAAUUCAUGGAUCGUGUACUCUCAGUUGCAAUUUCAGCACCCCCACCUGUAGACAAACAUCCUCAAGCAAAGACAAAUGUCAGCAGUUUCAGUGGAUCGCGUAAAGCAACACAAAAAACAGAACAAAAAUCAAGAAUUUCAUUCAUUCCAGCCUCAGUUCAGAAAGCAUCUGCUGCAGAUACGAAAACUUUAUCUUCAACUCCUGCUAUGUCAAAUGACGACUUCAGAAAAAUGAUAAUGAAAUAAUCUCUACUAAUACUUAAUUAAUAAUGAAAAUAUUUUUCUUUUAAUUGCUUUCAAAUAUAUUUUCAUCUUACAAGUAAAAAGAUUAAAUGUACAUCCAAUAUACAUAAGAUUAAAUUGUUUUCACUUCAGUUUUAUGCUUCGUUUAAGAUGAGUCUUCACACCGGAUGUUUCUCCACCAUAAAGAUCUACUUUCGACUUCACUUCUCUUACAGCACCCUUGCGACGAAUGACUGCCUUCCGGAACUUCAUCUUAUUCUUAACUCUUGGGUUGCGUAAUUCUUUUCUUUUCGUUGCUGUUAAUCCUUUAUUCUUAGCAAUUUGUCUUGUAAUUUCGCGUUUCACAGCUUCAACUUCCAUAUUAUUUUCCUCUUCUUUUUCUUCUUCGCUCUCUGAUGAAUACUUGUGAGUGAAAAGUGGUUGAACGACUUCAUCUCCUUCCUCUGAGCCACCUUCACAGACUUCUGUAUCAUCUAAUCGUUUCUUAAGAUUUUCAAGAAUUUCACGUUUAUCAUUGUUUUCGGCUUCGUUGGUAAGAAUAACAAGUUGAGGUUUUACGACAUAUUCGUAAAUAUCAUCGAGUUGACAAAUAAGUUGACGAAAUUGAAUAAGACGUUUGACAACUGGAUGAUUAUGAACUUUUGUUCGUUUUGCCUUAAGCAUCAGGUAGAAUGAAAUGUUUGUGCAAUAAUUGAGAUUCAGCUCAUUUCUACAUUCAAUGAAGUCAAAUAAUGGAUGAGUCGGUAGAUUAAACGAUUUGAUGAGAUUUAAUACUGGAAUUAGCAUUUCUUUACUUUCAGAGAAUCUUUCAUCAAAAUCUUGUGUCAGUUGAUCAAAUUCUGGAGCUUCUGUUUUGAAUAAAGCUAACUUUUGCUUCCUGCUCAAAUCGGACAAAUCAGUUUUGGUUUUCUUGAUUUUUGGAUCAUUUUCAACUGUUGGCUGUGUUUCAGGAAGUGCAAACAUGUCAAGAUUGAAAUCAGCAUCAUUAAGUUCUGUUGCUAAACGCUUUUGAAUUUGAAGAGCUUCAGCUUGUUCCUGAUUUGCGAUUUCUUCCUCCUGCUCGGUGUAUCCGCGAUAAUCUUUGUCAUGAAAAUCAGUGUUGUAAAAACUUGAUUUCUUUUUACCCCAAGCUCUUUCGUCUGGAAGGUAAUCAUCAUAAUCAUCAGCUUGCUCUUCAAUAUCACUUUCAGCUUCAAACUUUUCUGGUUCAGAACUCUCUUCAUCAAAUCCAAAAAUUUCUUCUUCAUCGCUUUCUUGUUUUUUUCCUUUCCGAGCUUUUUUCAGAAGUUUUUUUUGAUGUUCUGUGUAUUCAUCUUCAGAAUUUGAUACUUCAUAAUCAUCUUCAUAAUUUAAAUUUAUCUUGUUAGCCAUUAUUUUUUGUAUUUAAACAGUAUUUAAAUAAAUUAAAUUUCAACUUCUUUUACACACAGGGUUUCAAUACC